GAUAAUCUAAGUGAUGAUAAGAAAAGGCAGUGAUAUGAGUUCUCCUCUGAUCCUUAAUCUCCUCUUCCUUGCCUUGUUCUGCAGUGUGCUGGCAUCCACCUCCCAUUCCCACGAUGAUGAUAGGGAGAUAUAUAUCGUGUACAUGGGGAGCAAGCUACAGGACCCUUCUUCCGCUCAUUUGCAUCACCGAGCAAUGUUGGAACAAGUGGUUGGCAGCACUUUUGAUCCACAAUCUGUGUUAUACACCUACAAUAGAAGUUUCAACGGAUUCGUGGUGACACUCACUGAAGAAGAAGCUCAAGAGAUUGCUAGCAAGGAGGGUGUGGUCUCUGUGUUCCUCAAUCAAAACAACCAUCUCCACACGACAAGAUCGUGGGAUUUUAUGGGGUUUCCACAAAAUGUUGAUCGCGUACCACAACUGGAAAGCAACAUAGUUGUUGGAGUUUUGGACUCCGGAAUCUGGCCAGAGUCUCCCAGUUUCAACGAUGAUGGUUUUGGUUCUCCACCAUCCAAGUGGAGGGGCAGAUGCCAAGUCUCCAAUUUCAGCUGCAAUAGAAAACUUAUCGGAGGUCGAGCCUAUCACAUCGGCAGACCCAUUGCCCCAGGCGAUGUUGGUAGUCCAAGAGAUACCGACGGCCAUGGCACGCACACUGCAUCCACGGUGGCUGGUGGUCUCGUGAGCCAGGCAAGUCUGUAUGGUCUCGGCCUCGGCACAGCAAGAGGAGGGGUUCCCUCUGCGCGGAUUGCUGCCUACAAAGUAUGUUGGGAAGAUGGGUGCUGGGACGCCGACAUUCUUGCCGCAUUCGACGAUGCAAUUGCUGAUGGGGUCGAUAUCGUAUCUCUUUCGGUUGGGUCGAAUAAACCCCGGCCUUAUUUCAACGAUCCCAUAGCUAUUGGAUCUUUCCAUGCAAUAAAAAAUGGAAUAUUAACCUCCAAUUCGGCUGGAAAUGAAGGUCCCAAGGACUUCACCACCACAAGCUUGUCUCCAUGGCUUCUUUCUGUCGCUGCAAGCGGCAUGGAUAGAAAAUUUGUCACCCGAGUACAGCUUGGCAAUGGAAAUAUCUAUCAGGGAAUUUCAAUCAACACAUUUAAUAUGAAUUUACAACAUCCCUUAGUUUAUGCCGGUGAUAUACCCAACCUAGGUUUCAAUGGCUCCACCUCUAGAUACUGUGAACAAAAUUCAGUGAAUCCGAUUUUGGCGGCAGGGAAGAUCCUUCUUUGUGAUUCUGUAAUUCCUCCUUCUACAUUCUUUUCUUUCGGUGCCAUAGUUGGCAUCCUAAUGCAAGCCUAUACGAGGGAUAAUGCAAGGUCCUAUCCCGCACCUGCCGCCGUCCUCGAUCCAAAUGAUGGCAUUGCCGUUUAUCGUUACAUUCGCUCCACAAUCAUUCCCACUGCAACCAUCUUCAAGAGUGUCGCUGGACAAGAUUCAUCUGCUCCUGUUGUAGUUUCCUUCUCCUCUCGUGGACCCAAUGCUCUAACCAACGACAUUCUCAAGCCAGAUUUGAGUGGUCCAGGGGUUGAAAUUCUAGCAGCAUGGCCUCCAGUUGCGCCAAUAGCUGGAGUUAAAGACUCUAGGAGUUCGCUUUAUAACAUAAUCUCAGGGACCUCAAUGUCUUGUCCACAUCUCACUGGAGUUGCAGUCUACGUCAAAACAUUCAAUCCAACCUUGUCUCCUGCUGCUAUAAAAUCAGCACUCAUGACAACCGCUUCGCCCAUGAGUGCUAGGCAACAUUCACAGGCGGAGUUCGCGUAUGGCGCAGGGCAUGUCAACCCACUAAAGGCUAUAAAUCCUGGGUUGGUGUACGAUGCGAAUGAAAGCGACUACGUGAGCUUCUUGUGUGGUCAAGGUUACGACACGGCCAUGGUUCGACGUAUCACUGGCGAUAAUAGUGCUUGCACUUCUGGAAACAUUGGAAGAGUAUGGGAUCUAAACUAUCCUUCUUUUGCUGUUUCGAUAAGCGGUACGCGAACCGUGAAUCAGUACUUCACAAGAACUCUCACAAACGUUGCGCGGGGAGGAUCCACAUAUAGAGCUAAGAUCUCUGCCCCACAAGGACUUUCCAUCACCGUGAAUCCUACUGCUCUAUCAUUCAAUGGAAUUGGAGAUAGGAAAUCCUUCAGGCUCACAGUUCGAGGAACAGUGAGUCAGUCCAUAUCCUCUGCUUCUUUGGAGUGGAGUGAUGGUGUUCACUCCGUGAGAAGCCCGAUCACUGUGGUUGCUCUCACUAAAAGUAUAGCUUAAUUAGUUUGUGGGUGUGAAAUAAAAGGUGAAUAAUAAAGAAAUAAUGAAAGUUGCGAGGGAAGUAGUAUUCUCUCCUCCUCCUCCUUCGCUCUUCUGUUAAGAUGGUGAAGGCCUAUGAAAUAAGUUAAUGGUGUGUUCUAUCCUGCAUAUUAAUAAAUGCUAUUUUAUU
Messenger RNA from Cucurbita moschata (crookneck pumpkin), 2411 nucleotides. RefSeq names its product cucumisin-like. The transcript has 11 exons. The record is from RefSeq and is a predicted model, not a curated record. Gene Ontology annotation, biological process: proteolysis. Gene Ontology annotation, molecular function: serine-type endopeptidase activity. Lineage: Eukaryota; Viridiplantae; Streptophyta; Magnoliopsida; Cucurbitales; Cucurbitaceae. Bases 14 to 2242 code for a protein of 742 amino acids.